Messenger RNA from Rosa rugosa (rugosa rose), 992 nucleotides. Its product is annotated as NAD(P)H-quinone oxidoreductase subunit M, chloroplastic. The transcript is spliced from 3 exons. Bases 68 to 781 code for a protein of 237 amino acids. NCBI's taxonomy places the organism in Eukaryota, Viridiplantae, Streptophyta, Magnoliopsida, Rosales, Rosaceae. The record is from RefSeq and is a predicted model, not a curated record. Gene Ontology annotation, molecular function: oxidoreductase activity, acting on NAD(P)H, quinone or similar compound as acceptor.
GUACCUAAGAGCAAUAUUAUUCACUGAACUGCAUAAAAAGAUUGAUAAGUUUGGUCCAUAAACUAUAAUGCUACUACAUUCAGCCAUGGCAGCGACUUCUUCUUAUAUGGCUUGUGCAAAAUUCUCUAUGUUGGGUUAUGCUGGAAGAAGAAUCCAACUGAGAAGCAGAAGAGACUUCUUUAUAAGAGCUCAGCAGCAACCUGGUGAAGUCCAAGAACCACAAGUACAGAGAGAAAAAGGAGAGCCAAAAGGAACAGUGCCAAGGCCAGUGGAGACACAAUUGAAUGUGAAGAGUAGGAACAUGGCGAGAGAAUAUGGUGGGGAUUGGCUUAGCUGUGCCACAAGGCAUGUGAGGAUUUAUGCUGCUUAUAUAGACCCAGAAACCUGUGCAUUUGAUCAGACACAGAUGGAUAAGCUCACCAUUAUACUUGAUCCAACCAAUGAGUUUGUGUGGACUCCAGAGACUACCAACAAGGUCUACUCCUACUUCCAAGAGCUUGUGGAUCACUAUGAGUUUGUUAGACAAUCAUUGGACGUAAAAACUUCCGCGGUUAGGGAAUUGUACAACAAUGUAUAUCAAGUUAACGCUUCUCUCAAUAAGGGUGCAGAUUUGACAGAAUACACUCUGCGUCUGAUUGGUUCAGACAUAGAGCACUACAUAAGGAAGCUUCUCUAUGACGGAGAAAUCAAAUACAACAUGGAUGCAAGAGUCCUUAACUUCAGCAUGGGUAAGCCUCGCGUUAUGUUCAAUAACAACGAAUUUCAACCUCAGGAUGUAUGAUGAUAAGAUUGAGAGUCAUCAAACAGAAAAGCUGGAGAAAGAAGAUGAACAUAUUAGGUUUGAUGAAAGAGUAAUGUCUUCCCUUCCAUCUAUUCUUACUCAUUGAAGUUAAUAUGGGAUUAUGUAGAGAGAUAUACAUCUGAAUUUGUUUCUCUAGAAGUAAACUACUCCGAAAUGAAUAGUGAAAAGAUUAUCAAGAAAUUUGAUUCAA